AUGGCUCGAGUCUGGACAUUCUUCUCGGCCUUCCUGGCUUUAGCAGCUGCGCAGCAACCCGCAGCUAUUUAUGACGGUGGUCUUGGUGACGGUACCAAUGGCACUAUCGCUCUCCGCAUUGGCAACGGCGGUGCCGGCCAGAGUGGUCUCGUCAAGGAGUUGGCCGAUGCCUUCAUCCAGGACAGCGUUGCCAAUGGCAGCAAGCCAUUCACUGUCGCAUGGGUCACGAGUGAUACCACUUACAGCAUCGAGUACCUGAAGCAGGGCUCCAUUGAUGUCGGCAUUACCUACAACUUCGCCGCUGAGGAUAUCGCUGUCAAGCAGGGCAUCGCCAAGAAGGAGAUAUACUAUGCCUUCCGCGACCACUUCCUCCUGGUUGGUCCCAAGGCCAACCCCGCCAACAUCUCGCAGAGCGACGACAUUAGCACCAUCUUCUCCAAUUUACACCAAGCUGCUGAGGGUGCUGUCACCACCCCUCCCACCCGUUUCCUCUCCCGGUACGACAAGUCCGCCACCAACAUCAAGGAGUCUCUCCUCUGGGCUGGCAUUGGCCAGGUCCCGUGGGCCACCGCCUACUCCAAGUGGUACCACCAGUACAUUGGCUUCCCUAUUCAGGCUCUGACUGCUGCCAUUCUUCUCGAGGAGUACACCAUCACUGACCGCGGCACCAUCCUCUCCAUCGAUUCCGAGCUCCGCAACCAAACUGUCAUCUACAAGGCUGGUUCCGACGAUGCCAGCGACCCUCUGCUGAACCCUGCUCGUCUGCUCAUCGGCGAGAAGGCUCCCAACCCCGAGCAGGCUACCAAGUUCGCCGAGUGGCUCGUCAGCGCCCGCGGCCAGAAGGUCAUUACCAACUUCAAGAAGGAUGGUCAGCAACUGUACAGUGGCGCUCCUUGA
This is a messenger RNA of Clonostachys rhizophaga, 897 nucleotides long. Lineage: Eukaryota; Fungi; Ascomycota; Sordariomycetes; Hypocreales; Bionectriaceae. The record is from the annotation of a GenBank genome assembly.